UUGUUGUGAUUAUUGCUGCUAACUCGAUUGUGGCUGUUUCUAGUCCACAUUUCGGCCUAGGGACCGUGUUUGUGGAUGGGAACAGGCGUGAUUAAAACUUCUAUCAUAAGCUAAACUCGUCGCAAAGAUCUGACCAUAUUUCCUUUAUUUGUGACGCACUAAGUUAACGGGGUCGCCUUAAACAAACAGGGGAAAACCAGAUGGCGGCUGUGAGCAGCAUGAGCAAAAUGUACGGGCUAUGUUUCCAUGCAGUUCGCCAGACAGCAGGACUGAAAACAUCGCGGCUGCUUCAACACAGAGCCUUCAGAGUCGGUGCUGUGCAGCAGCAGCAGCCCUUUGACUCGUCACUGGAAAAGCCACAAUUCCCCGGAGCCUCGGCCGAGUUUGUGGAUCAGCUGGAGUUCAUCCAGCCUAAUGUCAUCUCUGGGAUCCCAGUGUACCGGGUCAUGGACCGACAGGGAAACAUCAUCAACCCCUCUCAAGACCCCCAGCUCUCCAAAGAGACAGUAUUGAACUUUUAUCAGAAGAUGACUCUGUUGAACACAAUGGACCGCAUUCUUUAUGAGUCUCAAAGACAGGGUCGAAUCUCCUUCUACAUGACUAAUUACGGUGAGGAGGGAACGCAUAUCGGUAGCGCCGCCGCCCUCGACGAAAAGGACAUCGUUUUUGGUCAAUACAGAGAAGCUGGUGUGCUGAUGUAUCGCGGUUUCCCCCUGGAUCUGUUCAUGGCCCAGUGCUACGCCAACGCCGACGACCUCGGGAAGGGCCGUCAGAUGCCCGUCCACUACGGCUCUAAAGACCUGAACUUUGUCACCAUUUCUUCUCCGCUGGCCACUCAGAUUCCUCAGGCGGCCGGAGCUGCGUACGCAGCCAAGAGGGAAAACAUCAACCGGGCCGUGAUCUGUUACUUUGGGGAGGGAGCGGCCAGCGAAGGGGACGCGCACGCCGGCUUCAACUUCUCCGCCACCCUCGAGUGCCCACUGAUAUUCUUCUGCAGGAACAACGGCUACGCCAUCUCCACCCCCACCAACGAGCAGUACAGGGGAGACGGCAUUGCCGCCCGCGGUCCAGGAUACGGUAUGCUGUCCAUCCGUGUUGACGGCAACGAUGUGUUUGCUGUGUACAAUGCCACAAAGGAAGCGCGGCGCAGGGCUGUGGCCGAGAACCAGCCUUUCCUCAUUGAGGCCAUGACCUACAGGAUUGGCCACCACAGCACGAGUGACGACAGCUCCGCCUACCGCUCCGUGGACGAGGUGAACUACUGGGACAAGCAGGACCACCCCAUCUCCCGGCUGAGGCACUACAUGACGGCCCGCGGCUGGUGGAGCGAGGACGACGAGAGGAGCUGGCGGAAGCAGUCCCGCAAGACGGUGAUGGAGGCGUUCGAGAGGGCGGAGAGGCGCAUGAAGCCGAACCCCGAGCUGCUGUUCACCGACGUGUACCACGAAAUGACCCCCGGCCUGAAGAAGCAGAGGGAAUCCAUGUGGAGGCACGUGCAGCAGUACAAAGAGCACUACCCGCUCGACCUGUACGACAAAUAACUCUGCUGAUGCACAAAACGGGCCCCCGGAACAAGUUGCGAUUUGGUUAUCGGAAGCGGUAAUGGGUGACGAAUGACACUAGGAUACACUGUUGCACAACUUUUUAAACUGUAGUUUUUGAUGUGUCAUAUUUUUUUGUGCAUAACGGAGAGAGUAAUUCAUGCCUCUUGGGUUUGGUGCCUUACUUUAUAGAUUUACCGUCGGUAGUAAAGCAGCUUAAUAUGUGCAAGAUUCACACUUUCACUUUCACAUACCUCUUCAUUGUUCCUUUGUGUGCGUGCCGCUGCAGUUUGAAUGCAUACAAAGUAAACAUGCGGAUUGAUCAUUAAGCCGUGGAAGUUGACUAAAGGUUGUGUCUUCUCACGUAACUGUCCCCUCGUUCAUCUGGUUUCCUUACGCAUCGCUGAGGUGGCGGAUUUAAAGUGUGUUAACGAACUUUCCUCGUGUAUCUUGUGUUGUUACGCUUAUAGUUGUGUUACACGUUUUUCCCAAACCCCAGAACUGUACACUCACUCGUCUGGAUUAAUAUUUUGUGGAAAAUAAACUGAAAUUAAAUCAU
This is a messenger RNA of Mugil cephalus (flathead mullet), 2100 nucleotides long. It is a transcript of the gene bckdha, whose product is annotated as branched chain keto acid dehydrogenase E1 subunit alpha. The coding region runs from base 201 to 1541 and encodes 446 amino acids. Gene Ontology annotation, molecular function: oxidoreductase activity, acting on the aldehyde or oxo group of donors, disulfide as acceptor. Gene Ontology annotation, biological process: branched-chain amino acid catabolic process. The transcript has 8 exons. The record is from RefSeq and is a predicted model, not a curated record. Lineage: Eukaryota; Metazoa; Chordata; Actinopteri; Mugiliformes; Mugilidae.